Pangasianodon hypophthalmus (striped catfish) is the source of this 4127-nucleotide messenger RNA. RefSeq lists its product as uncharacterized. The transcript has 5 exons. NCBI's taxonomy places the organism in Eukaryota, Metazoa, Chordata, Actinopteri, Siluriformes, Pangasiidae. The record is from RefSeq and is a predicted model, not a curated record. Bases 393 to 1769 code for a protein of 458 amino acids.
CUGUGUAACUGUAACUGAGGGAGCUGAGACAGACACUCCCGCGCGUGCACACACACACACACAUACACACACACACACACACACACAGUCUGCACAACAAAAGAAGAUGCGUAACGAACACUGCUGCUCUUCGCAGUGGCAUCUGUCAAGCGGUGGGAACACAAGCGUAAGGAGCUGAGUAGCUGACUACUGGGUCAGAGCAUCUUCAAAACGGCAGGCGUAGCUUCCUUUUCAAAAGUGACAAAUACAGAGAAGGCAUUUUGUCGAUAUGGUCGGGAACCGUUAUAAGAAAAAGAAGCCAAGACAUGUGAUCUUUGCAUGCUGCGCUGCUGUAUAACAGUGAUGAGCCACGUGUGUGUGUUACUCCUAUACACACACUAGCACAGGAGAAGAUGGACGCGCGCGCUCUCCGGAGGGCAGAAGAAGCCUCCUCAAAGCACUGGACUUUGUCAAGGACAUUCUUCAUCCUUCUCAUUGUUAUUUUGAUUAUCUACAUUAUUUACAUCUAUAUUGCACAAAAAGAUGUUUAUAAAUACAAGCCUAUUUACCCUCACUGGAAAAAGAAGCAGCCAGCCUUUGCAUGUGGUGUAACGGUGCAAAAUGAUCCGAUCAUUAAAGUCAACAAUCUUAAAACAUAUAUGAUUGGCUCCUACAUAGAGCACCGUAAGGAGGUGAAAAUGAUACGGACAAUCACUAUAAUGUUUCGUAGUGAAAACGCAGAGUAUCACUGCCUGUUGUGCUGCAACGGACAGAACGUGUCUGUACCCGCUACACGCGACAUUCACUCUGACCACUUUGGGUUUGAAUACGGCACGGCUGAUAUCACCUGCAAAGUACCGGAAACGUGUACAAAACCGACACAUGUGGCGAUCACUUCCCGAUCACCUAAAGAGGAUGGAUCCUUGCAGGACAUACGCGCAUCCCAACCUGUUAGGAAUCAGGAGGAAAAGAAAGACUUUCCUUACGAUUUUACAGUUUGCAUUUCUGUCAUGUAUGAUUAUGACAAUGUGCUGGAGCUUGUGCAGGCCAUGGAGAUGUUCAAGAUACUCGGUGUCCAGAAGGUAGCUAUUUACAAAACCAGCUGCACUCCUGAUAUACAGAAGGUCCUGGAUUACUACGUCAGGCAGAACUUUGUGGAGAUCAUCCCCUGGAACCUAUCACCACACAACAUCACUGUGUCCAGGGGCUGGAAGAAGUCGGAUUCACCAGGAGAGCUGCACUACUUCGGCCAAAUUCCGGCACUCAAUGAUUGUGUGUAUCGUUACAUGUACCAGAGUCACUAUGUAGUUCUGCAAGACUUGGAUGAACUUAUUCUACCUAUGAAAUCAAAAAACUGGCCAGAGCUCCUGCCUAAACUGGAGAGGCAAUACAAUCAGAUUGGCGGCUUUGAAUUUGAGAAUCAUUAUUUUCCUCUUUCCAUCAAGGAUUCAAGCGCUAAGUAUUCACCAGACUCCUGGAAGAAGGUUAGGGGAGUAAACAUUUUAGAACAUAUCACUAGAAUAAGCAAUGAUCCUAACCAGUUCAAUAACAUUAAAGUCAUUGUUAAUCCUCGCUUCGUGUUCAAGGCUACAGUCCACGGCAUUUUGGAGUCCAUUCAUCGUACUGUCAGAGUGGACCGUGACAUUGCCCAUAUGUAUCACAUGAGAAGCAUUCCAAAUGAAAUUGUGGCAAAACGUUCCCAAAUACGGGACACGCAUCUCAGGGACUACGCGAAGAGUCUGAUCCCGGUCGUUUCUAAAGUCCUAGAGGAAGCACUAGGCAAUUACUAAAGUGCAUAACUAAUAGAUUUGAUAAAUCUUAACAAAAGAAGAUACUAAAUUUGAUUAUAAGUUUAGUAAAAAAAGAAAUUUUAUGUAAGUAUUCCAUGACACUGUCUAAAAAUGCAAAAUGCGCUCUAAUAAAUUUAGCUGGAGGGAAGUUUAGCUGAAUGGUGCAAGACAGGAAGCAGUAUGGGUCUUUUUCUUUUUUUGCACAGGAAAUGAACCGCAGACCCUGAUAAUCUAAACGAUAGCUUUAAGUAUUUAUUCAGGAAUCUAAAAAUAUGCUGGGAAAGUUGUCAGCCAAGGUAACACAAAGCUUAUUAACGUCCACUGGCACAUUAUUUACAAAAAAGCAGUAUUGUGAUCAAAUGUGAUCAAAACUGUAUCCAACUAGAUUUCUUAGUAUUUUGCAUACAUCCUUUUGAUUCUGUAGCUUAUAAAAGAUUCAAGUAACACAACCAAAAAUUGCAACCAAUUAUAUCUAUUAUUUGUGUGAAAUUUCAGUUUUGGGCCAGUAUUAACUCAAAUAUAUGAGCGGAAAUAAGUAUUCAGACUCGUUCAGAUUUUUUGUUAAGAUACUUCCUGUGCAUAUAUCUACUUCAAAUUCACACAUGUAAUGUCUUUUGACUUUGUAUGUAUUCAUAAGCAAAAACAUAGAGAAUAAUAAGCAAUGAGUUGCACUGCAGUCAUCUCCAUUCCUACAUUCCAUGAAAAACUUGUCUGCCAUAAAGAAAAAGCACAGAGAAGCACGUCUAAAAGCAUUUACACAAAUCAGAUCUCUUUUGGAAUAAUAUACUCUGGUCAGAUGAAACAAAAAUAGAGAUCUUUGGAAAUAAUUCAGCUUUUUAUGUUUAGAGAAAGAAGAGUUGUGUGUAUGAUCCCAAGAACAUCAUAUCCACCGUGAAGUACCUGGGGAUGCUUCUCUAGAAGCGUUACUGGGGCGUUACACAUAAUGGAAGGAAACAUGAACGGAGCGAUGUACAGCCAAAAUAAUGCUGCCUUCGUGUGCUACCAGAAUUAUCCUACUUCCCAUUUCUGAAGUGGAAAUUACGAAUAUGUCGUGUUCACAUGCUUUGUUGUCGGAAAGAACAUGAAACAUGCCUGACGCCAGGUUCAUUCAUACAUAUUUCUUUUUCCUUUUUUCUUUUACUUUUUUUUUUUUUUUACACCAUAACACAUAUUACUCAGCUAGGUAGCUUGAUGACCAUAAUGGAAUUUUGGUCAAAUUCCAUUUGGUCAAAAUUUUCAUGGUGUAAUAAUGUACAACAUGCAUAGAAUGGUUGCUGAUAUAGCACAUAAAUGAAUAUGACUAAAAGAAAAAUGAACAAAACCUGUCAGUACAGAAACUGUACUCUCCUCCACCAUGUUGAAAGUGUAGGAAUCCUCCCAUCUUGGAGCCUUGGGUGUCAAAAUUAUCUCAGAGUUUCCCAGUCGUAAUUCCGACUUGAGGGGUCAUUCAUGUGCAACUUCCUAGUGGGAUACUCGUAUUUACAAUAAUUCCGAUAGCACGUGAAGGCAGCAUAACUCAAGAAGGCCUUACAAGGAAAAUUAUGUGUCAAAAGACAUUUGUGUGUAAAUUUAAAGUAAAUGUAUUCACAGGAAGUAAGUUAAAUAUCAAAAACAAAAGUGUCUGAAUACUUAUUUCCCCACACUGUAAGUUCUGGUUGAUGUCAUGACUCACAUAUGGUCUCUGUAAGGUAGAAUAUGGUGUUCCAUAGUGUGAUAUGGGUCAGGUUGAACUCAGAUGACUCUGACACUUACCACACUUCAGUGUAAAUGCCAUUUGUCAGAUUGCCAUAACUCUAUGUACAAUGUACAUUCCUGCAGUGUUUUUAACUCAUCAUUGGUGCAACACCAGAAGCAAUGCAGACAACAUACCCUUUGUCUUCCCUAAAUUGUCAUUGGAUUAUAUUGUUCUGACAUACCCUGAAAGAGCUGAUCAGCCAAAAAUGAGAUUUUUAUAGUAUUUAACUAAAAUGUAAUUCUAAGUGAGAGUAUAUAUUUAUUAAAUCUAUUUGUGGAAAAUAACUAUUAAUGACAACAAUUUAUCUCAACGCAUUCUCUAUUUUUUUGAACACAGAUGAAGUAUACUAUUUAAUAAUGCCUCAUCCGCCCUGCUGUCAGUAGAGUGCUGGACUUUUUCUUUUCCUGAAUAAGAUGUUUUGUGUGUGUAUGUGUAUGUGUGUGUGUGAGAGAGAGAGAGAGAGAGAGAUAGCAAUUAUCCACAGUAUUUGUAUAUACAGAAUAUUGUAUGUAUUUUCCAUUUGGGCUACGUCAGAUCUUUUAAAUAUGUUUUUAAUUAUUUCAUUUGACUGAUUACUGCAACCUCAGUUGUAAUAGACAAUUAAACUCUGAAACUCUGUUCAA